Tetrahymena thermophila SB210 is the source of this 2348-nucleotide messenger RNA. RefSeq names its product DNA ligase I, ATP-dependent protein. Gene Ontology annotation, biological process: lagging strand elongation; DNA biosynthetic process; DNA recombination. Gene Ontology annotation, cellular component: nucleus; mitochondrion. The record is from RefSeq and is a predicted model, not a curated record. The transcript has 8 exons. Gene Ontology annotation, molecular function: ATP binding; DNA binding; DNA ligase (ATP) activity. NCBI's taxonomy places the organism in Eukaryota, Ciliophora, Oligohymenophorea, Hymenostomatida, Tetrahymenidae.
AAAAAAUAUUUUUUUUUGAAAAAAGACUUAAUUAAAAUUAAAUUAAAUUUUAUAAUAAUUAGAAUUUAGAUUUGGGCAUAGUUUUUUUAAUUUACUUAUCGAUCAAAAAUAUCCAGAACUUUCUAAAUUUCGUUUUAAAACAGAUUAUCUGACGAAUCAAUAAAAGAAAAGUAGGAAUUAAAAUUAUUGCUAAAUUUAAUACAGAUGAUAAAGAAAUUAUUGUAUUUACCCAAGUAAAGCUUGUUAUCAUCUUUGAUUUUUUCUAAGUUUUGUACUCAAUUUAACUCCAAAUCUAUUUAGAGCUUUUAUUUUUUGGCUAAAUAGUUUGACGAUAUCUCCAAAAUAUCUUCUAGAAAUUCUGGAAUAGAAGCUAUAGAAACUUUGAUGAAUGAUUACAUUUAAGGAGGAGAUAAUGAACUAUUUAUCUAAAUGGUACGCUUACUAACCUGCAAAGUAGAUAGUGAAGAAAUAUAAAUAGCUAAUUCUUCCUUAGUUGAGAUAUUGAAAGUUGUAUAUCCCUAAGAGGAUAUAACUAAAUUCCUUUUUGAAAAAGGAGAUAUAGGAUUGUAUGCAAAAGAAAUGCUUGAAAAAAAACUUGAAAAAGAAGGAAAUAAUCGAACUGAAAAAAAUCAUUUAAGUAUUUUAGAAGUUACGAGCUUUUUUGAAAAACUGAAGAAUUUAUAAGGUGAUCGCUCGAGACUUGAAAAGCAAGAACUUAUCAUAGAUUUUUUGAAGAAAAUCUAAGAUCCACUUGAAAUAUAAUAUUUUAUCAGAAUCCUUUCUAAAAGCCUAAGGAUAGGUGUAAGUGAGAAAUCUAUUAUAAAAGCAUUAACAAAUAUCAAUAAAAAGAAGAAAAACUCUUUGGAUUCACUGCUUAAAAAUGUUCAAGAUAAAAUAUUUGGAUAUAAUACUGCCUUACAUACCGAUAUUUAAAUAGGAACUCCUGUGCCUCCAAUGCUAGCCAAACCAGUUUCCGAUUUUGACGAACUUUUAAAAUUUUUAAAGAAGUACGAAAGUAAAAAAGUCUCUCUUGAACUAAAAUAUGAUGGAGAGAGAUGUUAGGUUCAUUAUGGUAAAAAGAAAGGAAUUAAAUUAUUUAGUAGAAAUUUAGAAAUCUAAAAUGAGAAAUAUCCAUAACUAGUUUAGCAAUUAGAAAAAUAUUUUUAGAAAAAUAACAGUGUAGAAGAUUGCAUAUUAGAUGGAGAGAUUGUUGUAACAGAUUCUAAAGGAAAUAUUAAAUCAUUUUAAGAACAACAACAAAAUAGAAAAAGGAAAUAAGAUUCUAACAAGGUAGUUGCUUUCGAUGAAGAUAAUAUUGAAAAGAUUUACUUAUUUGAUAUCCUGUUUUUAAAUGCAUGUGAGCAAAAUACCAAGGAAUAACUUUACAGAAAGAGCUUGAUUAAAGAAAAUUUUCCUAUUGAAGGACCAGUUAAUCACGCUGAAUCAAAAAUAUUUGAUCUUAGCAUAUAAAAAGAUUUUGAUGAGCUAAAAAAAUUAGUAAAAUAAUAUAUUGAUUAAAAAGAAGAAGGUGCUAUGGUUAAAUCGCUUGAUUCUAAUACAUUUUAUGAUAAUAAUGGAAGAACUUAGUGGGCAAAAUUAAAGAAGCAAGUUUUGUCAGGAGGUUUAGCUGAUACAUUUGAUGUUAUUCCUAUUGCUGCAUACUAUGGAAAAGGCAAGAGAUCUGGUGUCUAUGGAUCAUAUCUACUUGCUUGUUAUGAUGACAAAAAGAAAGAGUAUGUGGCUUUGUGUAAGAUAGGUACAGGUUUUUCUGAUCAAUUUUUAUAAGAUUCAACGGAUAGACUGAAAUAAAAAGUAUGCAGUUAAAAACCUAAAGAAUACUCUGUGCAUAGAACUUUUAAGCCUGAUGUUUGGUUUUAAAAAGAUGCUGAAGUGUGGGAAGUAGAGAGUGAUAGUCUUUCAUCAUCUCCUAUUUAUACAAUAGGAAAAAUGAAUUAUAGUGAUAAUGGAAUAUCCCUUCGUUUCCCAAGAUUCUUACGUGUAAGAGAUGAUAAAACUACUGAACAAUCAACAAAAACAUAUUAAAUUAUUGAGUUCUACAAUAAAUAAUAAGCAAAACCAAAUAAUAAUUCAAAAGAUUAAAAAGGAGACCAUGGAGAUAAAGGAGAAGAAGAAGAAGAAGGAGAUAAGUGAAAAUAAAUAAAUCAAUGAGAUAUGUUUAUUAAUGGCAAAAAGAAUUUAUUUAUAAAACCUUUAUAUUUACAAUUAAUAUUUAAUAUAAAAUUACUUAAUUAUUUGUUUUUUUUUUUUAUUUUAAACAAAAAUGAGUCAUUAGAUUUUUUUGUUUAAAUAUUUUAUUUAUCUUUCAUUAUUUCGAGAAUCAGUCAGAC